Messenger RNA from Cajanus cajan (pigeon pea), 1746 nucleotides. RefSeq names its product UDP-glycosyltransferase 87A1. Lineage: Eukaryota; Viridiplantae; Streptophyta; Magnoliopsida; Fabales; Fabaceae. The record is from RefSeq and is a predicted model, not a curated record. Gene Ontology annotation, molecular function: quercetin 7-O-glucosyltransferase activity; quercetin 3-O-glucosyltransferase activity.
UUUUCCAUCCUGAGAUAUUCCGGAUUGAAGCACGAGCAGUGAUUAGUGAUUACUAACGUCUUCACAGACACAAUAAUUCUUCGACGGGUCCACCUUGAAGUAAUUAACAAUUCCAAUUCAAAUUAAAAGCAGUUCCAUUUUCACUUUUCAAAUCAUUCUCUCACUUUAUCUCCAUGGAAGACCCAAUUCAGGUUCCACCCAUCAUGACCGGCCACCUGGUCGCUGUGCCAUACCCAGGACGAGGCCACGUAAACCCCAUGAUGAACCUCUGCAAACUUCUCGUGUCCAAGAACUCCGACAUCCUCGUAACCUUCGUGGUCACCGAAGAAUGGCUGGGCUUCAUCGCUUCCGACCCCAAACCCCGCAACAUUAGAUUCGCCACAAUCCCCAACGUUAUUCCCUCCGAACACGGUCGAGCCAACGACUUCGUGGGCUUCUUUGAAGCCGUUAUGACCAAAAUGGAAGCUCCCUUUCAAGACUUACUCCGCCGCCUCCACCCGCCGCCAACGGUUGUCAUAUACGACACUUACCUUUUCUGGGUCGUUCGCGUUGCCAAUCGGACAGACAUUCCGGUGGCGUCGUUUUGGCCAAUGUCAGCCUCCGUUUUCGCCGUCUUCAAACACUAUCAUCUUCUCCAACAAAAUGGCCACUAUCCUGUAAGCGUAUCAGAAGACGGUGAGAAACGUGUGGAUUAUAUUCCGGGGAACUCGUCAAUUCGUCUAGCAGAUUUUCCACUUCCUGAUGAAAGUUGGCGCAGCCGAAAAUUGUUGGAAUUGGCUUUGAAUGUUGUACCAUGGGUGCAGAAAGCGCAAUAUCUGUUGUUUCCUUCCAUAUAUGAGCUUGAGCCUCGAGCUAUCGAUGCUUUGAAAGCAGAGUUCUCUAUUCCCAUUUACACUAUUGGCCCUGUCAUACCAUACUUUAGUAAUGGUCACAUUGAUGCUUCUAAACAUGGCUAUUUUCAAUGGCUUGACAACCAACCCUCUGGCUCUGUGUUAUACAUUUCUCAGGGAAGCUUUCUUUCGGUUUCUAGUGCACAAAUUGAUGAAAUUGCAGCUGGUGUACGCGAAAGUGGUGUUCGAUUCUUGUGGGUGCAAGGUAAAGAGAGUGACAGGUUGAAAGAGAUGUGUGGGGAUAAGGGAGUGGUUUUGGGAUGGUGUGAACAAAUGAGGGUGUUGCAGCAUCGUGCUAUUGGGGGUUUUUGGUCACAUUGUGGGUGGAAUUCUACUAGAGAAGGUGUUUAUUGUGGUGUUCCUUUUCUUGCAUUUCCCAUAUUUAUGGACCAACCAUUAAAUGGUAAGUUUAUUGUAGAGGAGUGGAAGGUGGGGUGGAGGGUGAAAAAAGAGGUUAAGCAAGACAUUUUGAUAACAAGAGAUGAAAUUGCUGGGCUUAUUAAAAAGUUUAUGGAUCAGAGUGAUGAUGAAGUGAGGGAUAUGAGGAAAAGAAGCAGAGAGCUGAAGCAGCUAUGUCAGCAUGCGAUUGCACCAGGAGGGUCAUCAGAAACUGACAUGAAUGCUUUUCUUUCGCAUAUGUUACAGGGUGCCAAUGCCAAGCCAGAAUAAGUGUUGGACCCAUUAUUAAAUAUCAUGAUCUUAAAAUCCUGGUAUUCAUGUUUGCUCUGUUUGGAACUAUGAUUGUUUGAAUCACAAUAUGAGUAGAGAACAGUCAUCUUGUUUGAGGUCGAUAAGGUUAAUUUAUAUUUGAAAAUAAUUUUAUUUGGAUAAUAAUGUAAAUUUAAUUUGCCAUUUA